UCUGCCGCUCUUCCAAAAAUUAUAGAAAAUAAUGUAUUCGUCCACUCUAGGACCAUAGCUACUUUCCAUUCGUAAUAAGUGUUUGUGUUAUUUUAACAGAUCGCAGCCAUGGGUCGCCGGCCAGCCCGAUGCUACCGCUACUGCAAGAACAAGCCCUACCCCAAGUCCCGUUUCUGUCGCGGUGUGCCUGAUCCUAAGAUCAGGAUCUUUGACCUGGGCAGGAAGAAAGCCAGGGUGGACGAGUUCCCUCUGUGUGGUCACAUGGUCUCUGACGAGUACGAGCAGCUGUCCUCUGAAGCUCUGGAGGCAGCCCGUAUCUGUGCCAAUAAGUACAUGGUGAAGACUUGUGGAAAAGACGGCUUCCACAUCCGGGUCCGCCUGCACCCCUUCCAUGUCAUCCGUAUCAACAAGAUGUUGUCCUGCGCUGGGGCUGACAGGCUCCAGACAGGGAUGCGUGGUGCGUUUGGGAAACCCCUGGGCACCGUGGCCCGUGUUAGGAUCGGUCAGGUGAUCAUGUCUGUCCGCACCAAGGCCAGCAACAAGGAACACAUUAUCGAGGCUCUCCGCAGAGCCAAGUUCAAGUUCCCCGGACGUCAGAAGAUCCACAUGUCCAAGAAGUACGGCUUCACUAAGUUCAACGCGGUGGACUUUGAUCAAAUGAUGGCUGAAAAGCGUGUGAUUCCUGAUGGCUGUGGGGUGAAGUACAUCCCUUCGACUGGUCCUCUGGCUCGCUGGAAGAAGAUUCACGCCAUCUAGACGCCCAACUACAGACGGUCUGGACAGGUUCAACAUCCCAUAGGAUGCCUGUCUGGUCCUCGGCUUCACAAGAGGCUCAGACAUGGUGAAUGAAUACAUCUGAAUUGUCGGCAAAUAAAAUAUUAAAAUAUU
Oncorhynchus gorbuscha (pink salmon) is the source of this 888-nucleotide messenger RNA. RefSeq names its product 60S ribosomal protein L10. The record is from RefSeq and is a predicted model, not a curated record. The transcript is spliced from 6 exons. Lineage: Eukaryota; Metazoa; Chordata; Actinopteri; Salmoniformes; Salmonidae. Gene Ontology annotation, biological process: ribosomal large subunit assembly; translation. Gene Ontology annotation, molecular function: structural constituent of ribosome. The coding region runs from base 109 to 756 and encodes 215 amino acids. Gene Ontology annotation, cellular component: cytosolic large ribosomal subunit; ribosome.